UACGGUACACAAUGAGCUUUCUGCACUACUGCUUAGUUACUACUUGCUUCCGAGUAUUUCACAAUAGCUAUCGCGAGUGAGACACGAUGCCUUGUUUACCAUCUGAUCGCGUGGGGACUCACAACUUGUAUAGUCGAAGAAAAAUUUCAUAAUAAUAAUCCAUUUCAAGUUUGGCUUUGGAUCAUCGCACGUGAGCAAUUCCGAUUGUUUGGGGAAUUUAUUUUUGAAAAGCACUGCGAGUGCGCGUAUUAUGACAAAAAAUGAAGACCGUUGAAGGAAAAGUGGUUUUACUCGGUUCUCAAGGAGUUGGAAAAACAAGCCUAGUGACUAUGUACCUAACUAAAUUUUUCAAUACACACAACAGUCCAACCAUUGGAGCUGCUUAUUUCACUUGCAAUAUUAAAUUGGAAGAUACCAUAAUCAGGUUUCAAUUAUGGGAUACAGCUGGUCAAGAAAGAUUUAGAUCUAUGGCUCCAAUGUACUAUCGAAACUCAAAUGUUGCUUUUCUUAUCUUUGAUAUAACAAAUCCAAAAACUUUUGUGAAUAUCAAAACUUGGGUCCUAGAAUUAAGAAGAAAUGUACAAGAAAAAAUGGUUCUUAUUCUCAUAGGUAAUAAAUUAGACUUAGCUGCUUUAAGAAAAGUUGAUUCAGAUGAAGCUAAGGUAUAUGCUGAUUCAAUUGGUGCUUUGUAUUAUGAAAUAUCUGCACUUACAAAUGAAGGUGUAGAUAAAGUUUUUUCUGCCGCUGCAGCAGGGCUAAAACAAUUAGCUAGUGGUGAUGAUCUUGUUACUAGUUUGAAAAUUUAUGAUAAUUUAGAAAAAUCUGAACGUGAACAACCAGAUGUACCUUUAAGUGAAGAGCCAUUUACAACUAGCAUUGCCCACGGCAUUGAAAAAAAACCAUUUUUAUGUUGUUAAUGUUGAAAUGCAUAGUGAAUAUCUUUAAAUUGUAUUCAUGUAUAUAUAAGUUUGAUUGUAAAAUGACUGCUAAUAGAUGAAUGCUGGAAUGAACGACAAAUUCAAAAAAUAAUUGUGAUCUUAAGAUAUUAAAAAUAUUUUCCUACUUGAUUAUCAUGAUUUAGUUGAUCAACUAAAGUUAAACUAUUUAUAAAUACAACUGCAUUCAUUGUAAACCAAAUAUAAUGCUAAUUGGCAUAAAACUAUGUAUAAUAUUAUUUCAAAUUAUAUAUUAACAGAUAAAUGUAUGAUUUUUAAUUCAA
Messenger RNA from Trichogramma pretiosum, 1219 nucleotides. Its product is annotated as ras-related protein RabJ-like. The record is from RefSeq and is a predicted model, not a curated record. The transcript is spliced from 3 exons. The coding region runs from base 261 to 917 and encodes 218 amino acids. Gene Ontology annotation, molecular function: GTP binding; GTPase activity. Lineage: Eukaryota; Metazoa; Arthropoda; Insecta; Hymenoptera; Trichogrammatidae.